This is a messenger RNA of Chelonus insularis, 2346 nucleotides long. Its product is annotated as nose resistant to fluoxetine protein 6-like. Gene Ontology annotation, molecular function: acyltransferase activity, transferring groups other than amino-acyl groups. The transcript has 12 exons. The record is from RefSeq and is a predicted model, not a curated record. The coding region runs from base 238 to 2274 and encodes 678 amino acids. Lineage: Eukaryota; Metazoa; Arthropoda; Insecta; Hymenoptera; Braconidae.
UUUGCGUUUAAAGUUACUCAAGACAAUAAUCAGAGUUUUUUGAUAGAUCAUAGACUAAGUGGUCCAGUUGUUUUUGAUGAUCAUUUAAAUCAUAUUUCUAAUUUGUGGAAUUUUAAAUCAGUCAUUUCGAGAUGGCACUUGAGGACAGAGUUGGGUUUGAAUGUUUCUGAAAAUUGUGAAGAAGAUAUUGGUCUGUUUUUUAAAGGAAUUAGUGAUGAAGCAUCAUGGGCAGUACAAAUGCUAGAUGCAAAUGGUAAAUACUCUGGAGGAUUAUUAUCAGGAAAUCGGUUCUGGCUUGGAGCCGUUAGCCAAUGUAGAGAGCUUGACAAUGAAUUUAUUCAGUAUCGACUGUUCAAUGCAAGUAAUAGAGGGAAAGUUGAUUUGGAUGGUAUUCCUCCUUUUCCUGUUGCCGUUAAUUCGGUAAAUGUUCAAUUCCGAUCACCUGAGAUACGUCUGAACACUAUUCAUAUAACUAUUGGACUGUGUCUUCCAUCAAGCUGUCAAAGUAUUGAUGUAAAGAAGCUCUUGAAUUUCGGCAUAGAUGAAUCACUAAAGGCCACGAGCACGGAGAAAGAAAUUAGGAUAAAUUACGUCAGAAACUUGUCAGAAGGAUAUUCUCUAUGGCAUGAUUCUACUUUUCAGAUAAUUUUAACCACAAGUAUAUUCGUCAUUUUCAUGGUUAUUAUGGGGACAAGCUAUGAUAUUGCAUUGCGAUAUAAAGUUUUGAGUUCCUUGAAGUCGGAAAACUCAAACAAUGUCAGCAUUGUUAGACAACAUAAAACCCUAAAAUAUGAAGAAAGUUUUAUAAAGAAAGAUAAUAACGUAUUUACGUUUUCUAAAUUGUGGAGUAUCAAAGAACAUAAUGCAACACUUGAUCUUUGGAAUACAAAGAGUGUACCUAAACCCAUGUCUGAGGCUCUUUUAUCAUUCAGCUUACUGUUGAAUAUCUCCAAACUUGCAAGCCUAGAUGUUGGACAUGAUACAUUGGCUCCUAUUCAUGGAAUACGACUAAUUUCAAUGUUAUGGAUUAUUAUGGUACACAUGUGUCUUAUCGCCAAUGAAGUUUCAGAUACUCAUUUAUUUCGUAAAGUAGCAGAAAGAGAUUUUUUUUAUCAAACAAUUAGUAAUGGAACUUACGCUGUAGAUUCAUUCUUUUUUGUAAGCGGAUGUCUAGUGACAUUUCUCUACUUUAGAACCAUGUCGAAGCGAAGAUUAAAUGAAAAGAAAAUCACUCAAGGUGCUAUUGGAAAAAUACUUCAGUUCAUUGGAUUAGUUUUUUAUCGCUACUUUCGCUUAACACCACCUUACCUCUUGGCGAUUGGCAUCGUUCAGACUUUAAUGAAGUGGUAUCAUGAUCACUCUGCUAUUGAACUACCGACAUUGGAUCAUGAAACUUGUAAGAAAUUUUGGUGGAGAAAUGCCAUCUAUCUCAACACUUAUUUUGCCAUGGAAGAAAGGUGCAUGGUUUGGAGUUGGUACUUAGCAAACGAUACUCAAUUUUACAUAUUUGGAAUCAUCAUUCUUAUUAUUGGAUCCAGUUAUCUCACGGCAGCUGCAAUAAUUGGAGUUUUCGUCCUUAUUACAUCAUGGAUUGUAACUACUGUGAUCGCCUUCAAUACCAAUCAUAUUCCAACAAUUCAAGAUCCUUUCGCACAUUACGAAAGCCUAUAUGAUAAACCAUGGACUAGAAUUGGACCUUACUUAAUUGGUAUGGCUGUGGGAUGGUUUUUGUACAGAAUCGACUGCAAAUUGAAAAUUAAUAAGCCAAUAAAAAUAGCCGGCUGGACAGCAUCAAUCGUUACAUUAUUAAGCAUUGUUUAUGGACUAUACGGAAAUACUCUCGGACCAGUUUCUUCAACGAUGUAUACUGUAUUUUCUCACUCUGGUUGGGCAGUUAGCGUAGCAUGGGUACUCAUUGUUUGCGUUACUCAAAACGGCGGGUUUGUCAACACCUUUCUAUCCUGGAAAUAUCUAUAUCCGUUGUCGAGAUUGACUUACUGUGUUUACCUGAUUCAUCCGACUCUGAUGAGAGCAAUGAUUCUACAUAGUGAAAGUUCUUUACAUCUCUCUCGAGUGUUCAUCGCAAUUUUAUUUUUUGGAGCAACAAUAGCUUCUUACACAGCAGCACUCAUUCUUAGUUUACUUUUUGAAGCUCCAAUGGUUUCUUUUUUGCGAAUUUUUCAUCCAUUGCGUCAUUGGAAGAAUUACAUCAAAAAGUCAUCAGAUUCAAGUCGUAACCAAAGCAAAAUUGAAGGCCAAAUUGUUUUAAAUUAAUUCAUCAUUACUAAUUAAUUUUAUAUUAAAUUUGUACAUAUGUAAUACACAAAAACAGAUUAUCUGACACAA